Molecule: messenger RNA, 2307 nt
Organism: Penicillium macrosclerotiorum
Lineage: Eukaryota; Fungi; Ascomycota; Eurotiomycetes; Eurotiales; Aspergillaceae
Exons: 8
Biological process (GO): positive regulation of transcription by RNA polymerase II
Cellular component (GO): nucleus
Molecular function (GO): transcription cis-regulatory region binding; DNA-binding transcription factor activity
Source: RefSeq, a predicted model, not a curated record
UACGAUCGCCUCGCCCGCAUUCGAGAUCUCGCGCUCUCGGGCUCCCGUCCCGUUGUGCUACCGGCAGCCCCUCCCCUCCUCAUUGAACUGUACAACGUCAGCCUUAUGACGGUCACCAGCUUGGUGAUGCAAAACCGACGGGGUCAUGCCUCCGCCAAGCAGCCCCUCCGUCUCCCCAUCAUCGCUCCCAAAGAAGAAGUCUUCAAUGGCAAGAAUGAGAAGAGCUUGAUUGCACCUCCACGCAUUCGCCUCCCUCCUCGAUCCCGGACGGGUUGUUGGUAUGUUUCUUUUCUCCCUCUCUUUUUUGCGUCAUUCCUCUUUUCUCCCCUACAAGCGCAAUGUAUGAAAGAAACUGUUCGGAAGCUAAUCGCGCUUUUUUGGCCCUCUCUAGGACAUGUCGGAGUCGAAAAGCAAUGUGCUCGACUCGGCCACAUUUGCGACUAUCGGCCACGCCUCGCCUUCCGCGACGACACAGCCCGCAUCAUGGGCCGGAUGGCUGAUGUCAAAACUGAGGGAAACAUCGUCUGGGAUCUUUCGUCGCCGGCGUCCAGCGAAGAUCGCUCGGACUAUUUUUCCACGGGAGAUUCAUUACCGCCCUUUUCCCUCCUGACGUCGGAUGAGGAUCGCGAGAGGAAAGCCGAGACCUCCAAUCCCGGGACUUACCAUGUGGUCGUGGUCCCGGACAGUUUCUCUACCCUCCCGGAGUAUUCCGAUGAUGCCACCGAGAAGUCCAAUGUCAUCGAAUCCAUUCAUUCCGUGACGAGCAGUCCCAUCAGUGCCGUCCCGUCCGAGAGCACGGCCGGUGAGGACCCCAACGUGGUCAUCCUGAAGACCUUCGAGGACGUCACCCGGCGUUCUUCCUCCACGGGUCGGACAUCUCGAAUCUCCCCCACCUCCGAGAUUUCAGAUCCCUUUGGAUCCCUUUCUUUAUCUCCCAUCCUCGAUUCUCUCCCUUCCCCAGUCGUCUUUGAAGACGAUCAAUUCACUUUCUUUGACCAGCGUCUAGAGCAAUCCAGUCACUCCAUCCAAGACUCAACCCUCUUUGCUCACUUCCGCCAUGUGGUUUGGAAGCAAUUAUUUCCUCAUGAUCGUGGGCUAGAUGAUACAUAUGGGUUUGAGAGGAAUGGAAUGACUUUAAGUGUCGACUUCCUUGGACGGGAAGCCGCGCAUUUCCCUCCCCUCUCUCAUGCGAUCAUGGCUGUCUCCGCACUCAGCUUGUCCCACAGUGGCACAGGGCAGAAUGUUGAUGCGCUGCAAUACUAUCAGCAGGCCUUCCCUUCUCUUCAGGCUAGCCUACGGAACAACGAUGACCUUGUUUCGGAUGGACUCUUUCUCACACACUUCUUGCUACUAAUUUACGAGGUAGCAGCAGCUGAGCCCCAUGGCUCUAACCUCUGGUCUCACCAUAUUUCUCGCCUGCUCCAUAUUUCCUUUCUCCGACGGUCAAAAUUUGGCCGUGAACCUCAUCCCUUUAUCCUCUGGUGGAUUUGCCACAUUGACCUCUACGCCCUGCUCAGUGGAGCGGGAACGGGAGAGUUUGUGCGGGCGAUUAUGGACCACCAAAUGCUGCCUGGGUCCGAAUGCCUGCUCUACCCAGCAGUUCCGGAAGGAUACAGCGUGAUUUAUGCCGAUGAACACGAUAGUCUCCCCGCAAUUAUGCGUCUCUACGCCGAAACUUUUACCUUGGCCGCCCAGCUGGGGUCUUUGGCCUCUCAGCUCCGUCAGAACAAGCAAUCCGCCUCGGCCUCGGAAUUCAACCAACGAUCGAAGGAAAUCGGCUCCCUCCGCCAGGCCUUGGCUCGGCUCUGGGAGGCAUCGGACAUUUCCUUCUACUUUCAGCACCAGGACAGUCUACCCCAGCGGUCCCGGGAACUCUUGCAGCAGUCGGCUUCUCUUUUCCAUGUAUGCCAAUUAUUCUCCUACAGCAGCAUGUGGCCCGGCCAGCGCCUUGAGUCUGAGUUUACCCCGGAUGGCGAGAUCGAUCAUCAUGCGUCCGAGAUUUUGCGCAUUGCCGAGCAGACGACCUCAACCCGCCGAGCCGACCGGCACUUCCUCGUUUUCCCGCUCUUCCUGGCCGGAGCCACGGCUUCGGCUAGCGGGCUCAAGAUGAUGGCGAUGGAAUUGAUGACCGGGAUGGAAGACGAAGAGGACGGAAUGGGGCGCAAUGCUGCCACCACCCGGGCCAUUCUCCAGACGGUCUACGAACGACAGCUGGAGCGAUUGAUGCGUGUUGGCCACACGUUGGAUGUGGAUUGGGCUGAUUUGAUGACCCAGGAAGGAUUGCAAAUGGUCAAUUUUGGAUUCUAA